This is a messenger RNA of Paracoccidioides brasiliensis Pb18, 546 nucleotides long. RefSeq lists its product as uncharacterized. The record is from RefSeq and is a predicted model, not a curated record. The coding region runs from base 1 to 546 and encodes 181 amino acids. The transcript has 3 exons.
AUGUCCUACUUGCACUCCCCGACACUACCCCCCUGGGCCUGGCUUGCAGACGCAUACUGCGGCGAAAGGGAUGCGGCAAUUUUGGCAUUGGUCGGGGAACAAAAGCAAGACCGUGGAAAUCAGCCCCAAGUCACUGAAUCGGACGACUUGACGAAAACCAUCACGACAUGGCUGCAGGAGGCCCCCAGCUGCCUCAAUCACCCGAGCGAGCGAAGUAACACCGUGAGGGGCGGUGUGGAUGGCUUAGAAACCAAUGAAGCAACAGAACGGUCGUCUGGAUCCGGCGGACGGGCGUUCGGUGACUCUGCGGGAGCAGGGAGAAAGGGGCAGAGGCCGGGUAACACAGCAACAUCCCUGCAGGGGGAAGGGUGGGAAGGGGACAGUGCACCUGGGCGUGAGAGACAGGACGAGGGGGAAAGAGAACGAGAAAGCACCAUCCCUGAAGCAGCAACGGCGAUACCGCAACAGGCAUGGCGCACAAGGCAGGCCAAUGGACGGAAGGCUUGGCGGGCUAGGCGCCCCGCUAACCGACACAAAAGAUACUAA